Messenger RNA from Adineta ricciae, 2190 nucleotides. The record is from the annotation of a GenBank genome assembly. Lineage: Eukaryota; Metazoa; Rotifera; Eurotatoria; Adinetida; Adinetidae.
AUGCAUCCUCUAUCGUUAUUUAUCGCGACUCAUUUUUUUAAAUCAUCAGCCGUAAAGAAAAUGCUCGGUAAUAUUCGAACAGCAUUCAAAGGAAGAAUUGAACUUAAUACUCGGAAGACCGGAAGAACUACUCGGAAUCGAACUGUACGAACUGCAGAUCGUACGAGACGUCAAGGUCGAUCAACAGCAGAUAACAGUCAAGAAGAUGUAACAGUCAUCUGGUUAACAAGCGAGGUCGACAAUGAAGAGGAACAUCCAUUGGUUCAGUCUCUUCGUAUUGUCAGUACGGUUGUAAAGGUUUAUAAAACUAUCGAAGAAGUCAUAGCAUGUCUUCAAUCAGCAAAUGAUGACAAAUUUUUUCUAAUUAUUCACGGUGAUGUCGAUCAUGUUCUCACUACGGUUGAACCAUACAAACAAAUCGAUUCGAUCUUUCUUUAUACACAUGAAAUCCCUGAGCGAAUGCCAACACGUCUCAAAGCACAUUGUGUCGAUGAAACUGAAUUGGUCAGUAAUGUAAAACAAGCACGAUUUGAACUCGGUAAACAAGCAGCGGCCUUUUCCGUUUAUAAUCAAGCCGAAAAAGCCACUCGUGAUCUGACUCGUGAAACCGGUUCUUUUCUCUUUUUUCAAUUGUUUAAAACUGCUCUUCUCAGUAUGACGAAAACCGAACAAGCUAAAACAAUGAUGAUUUCUAAAUGUCGUGAUUAUUAUCGAGGAAAUGAAGCUGAAUUGGCCAACAUCACUGAAUUCGAAGAAACAUACGAGUCGAGUGAAGCAAUCCCGUGGUAUACAAGAGAAUCUUUCGUCUACAAAUUGAUCAACAAAGCUCUACGAACAGAAGAUGUCGAUGCUCUUUAUCAUUUUCGGUAUUACAUCGUUGAUCUAUGUGUGGAGUUAGAUAAAAAUUUUCAAGAACUCAAAGCAACGCGAACAGAUCCGGUUUUACAUCUUUAUCGUGGCUUCAAAGCUUCACGAGAAGAAAUUCGUAAUUUUGAAAAUAAUAUUGGAAAUUUGAUUUCAACGAAUGGAUUUUUAUCCACUAGUAACGAGCGACAAGUGGCGUAUGGGUUCGCGACGAAGCCAGUCAAUCGACCGAAUCUUCAACGAGUAUUAUUUGAAUAUAAAGUCGAUAUAACCGUUGUCAAGAAGAUUAUCGUUGCAGAUAUUCGCAAAUACAGCGACUUUCCCGAAGAAGCAGAAAUGCUCGUUGAUUUAGGAGCGUCGUUUCAGAUCGAUUCGUGUACGUACAGUGAAGAAGAAGAUCUUUGGUUCGUCACAGCCAGUGCAUCAGAUCAAGGUGCAGCAGCUGCUGAGGAAUAUAUUGAAUAUCAAAAGGCUAAAAUGGCAGAAUCAAAUAUGGUCCUUAUGUUUGGUCAUUUACUUGUCGAAAUGGGUGAAUAUAUCAAAGCAGAAAAGUAUUUUUAUGCCAUUUUAUAUUCAUCGAAUCCAAAUGAUGAAGAAAUCGCCUGUAUUUACCAUAACAUUGGCCGAGCUCAUCGUCGCAAAGGCGAAUUCGAUCGUGCACUUCAAUGUUUCAAUCGUUCGUAUCAAACACAUUUAACAGCUCGACCACCUCGACUAAUGAGUGCAGCGAAAACAAUCAAUGCAAUUGGAAUUCUCUACAUCGAACAAGGAGAUAUUCACAAAGCACAAGAAUCGUUUGAAAGAGCACUGAAAUUAUAUACAAGAACAGUUAAUCGACACCAUCCGGAUAUUGGCGGAACACUUGUUAAUUUGGGAAAUAUCUUUUGUCAACAGGGUGAUUAUGAUCAAGCAUCGAUUUAUUUUAAACGAGCAGAGAAAAUCUUUCAACGACGUUUACCAUCGAAUCAUCCAAAUCUUGCGCUUAGUUUAAACAAUUUUGGUAAUUUACAUUAUCAAAAGAACGAGUACGAACAAGCAAUGAAUGCUUUCAAAAUAGCUCACGAAUUGAAAGAAAAAAUAUUACCACCUGAUCAUCCAGAUUUAGCUGGAGGUGCAUAUAAUCUUGCUGUUUUGCAUACGAUUCAUAAUGAACAUGAACUUGCUAAUCAAUAUUUCGAAAAAUCAAACAAUUGCACUUUGCCUGAAUCGCAUCCGUUCAGACAAAUGCUCAAAAGUAAUACAAUCUUACGAGAAUCGACAACAGACACGCAAGUGGAAGACAUUGAAAAUGAAGAACCUACUGAGUAUCCAAUUUUACGAUUGUAA